Molecule: messenger RNA, 1887 nt
Organism: Cuscuta campestris
Lineage: Eukaryota; Viridiplantae; Streptophyta; Magnoliopsida; Solanales; Convolvulaceae
Source: the annotation of a GenBank genome assembly
GUAUCGCGAUAGGGAAGGAUUUCGAGCACCUUCGAGCUCCAAGAACAAAAGAGGCUUGGUGAUGCAUGGCUCGUCGUCGUCCGCAGCUGAAUCAUUGCCGCCGCCAUCGUCUAAUAAUAAUCACGUGGUGGCCGCCGCCGCCGCCGACGCGUCGCCGUUUGCACCGAUUGCAAUUGAUGCUCAUCAUUUUCCACCUCACUUCAUUUUUGGAGCUGCCUCUUCUGCUUAUCAAAUCGAAGGCGCUCACAACAAAAGCGGGAAAGGACCCAGUAUUUUGGACACUUUUUUCCAUGACUAUCCAGAAAGGACUGAGGAUGGAAGCAACGGAGAUCUUGCAGUUGAUUUUUAUCAUAAAUACGAAGAAGACAUCAAGAGAAUGAGCAGUGAACUUGGAAUAAAUGCCUUCAGAUUCUCCAUUGCAUGGUCAAGAGUAAUCCCUAGUGGAAGGGUUAGCGAAGGAGUGAACGAGGAAGGUAUAUCAUUUUACAACAAGGUCAUCAAUGAAGUUAUACGCAACGGGUUGGAGCCAUUUGUGACUAUAUUCCACUAUGAUGUUCCUCAAGCACUUGAAGACAAGUACGGUGGCUUCUUGAGCGAAAGGAUUGUGUCUGAUUACAAGGAUUUCGCGGAACUUUGCUUUCAACGAUUUGGAGACAGGGUGAAGCAUUGGAUCACAUUCAACGAGCCAUAUCAAUUUAGUAUGGGCGGGUGGGAAUCGGGUAUGUCCGCACCAGGGAGAUGCUCUUCUUGGGUGAACCGGGCAUGCCAAGCUGGUGACUCAUCCACAGAACCUUAUAUCAUUGCCCACAAUCUCCUCCUCGCCCAUGCCCAUGCUGUCAAUUUGUUCAAGACUAAGUAUCAAGACUUGGAUUCCACACCCAAGGGACAAAUUGGGAUAACACUGGAUGUGACGUGGAGUGAACCUCUUUCUGAUGGUCACGAGGACAUUGAUGCAGCUCUUACGAACCUUGAUUUCACUUAUGGCUGGUUUAUGGAUCCUAUGACAUAUGGUCAGUAUCCAAAAAGAAUGACGGCGUUAGUCGGUGAACGGUUGCCUAAAUUUACAUGGGACGAAAUUCGGAUGCUGAAGAAUGCAUAUGAUUUUGUUGGCAUUAACUAUUACACUUCAACUUAUGUCUCUGCCAAUUUUACCCCUGACCCAAAUCCAAAUCAUAUUAAAGUUUCAACUGAUCGGCGUGUUACUUUAACACCAUAUAAGAACGGUAUACCCAUUGGUGAACAGGCUACUCCAACUUGGUUGCAUGUGUACCCAAAAGGAAUCUUUGAAAUUCUGAAAUAUACCAAAGAUACCUACAGAAAUCCGUUAAUCUAUAUCACCGAAAAUGGAGUUGGUGAUCCCGUGGAUCUCUCUCCGCAGGAUGCAGCUAAGGACACGUGGAGGAUAAACUAUCACAUGAAACAUCUUUUCUAUGUUCGUCAAGCCAUUUGUGAGGAGAACGUGAACGUGAAGGGUUAUUUCGCUUGGUCAUACAUAGACAACCUGGAAUGGCAAAGCGGAUACGCCGUGAGAAUGGGUUUAUACAACGUUGAUCGCAGUACGAAAGAACUCACGAGAACUCCGAAGUGGUCGGUUAAUUGGUUCCAUAAUUUUCUGAAUAAAACUGACAGCUCAGCAAGUGGAAGUAUUAAUCCCGAUGCAUGCAGAAGAUUAAUACCAAUACGGCUUGAUGAAACUGAGCAGCAACUACCUUGCGCUAUCGGAGCUGUAGCUAAUUAUCCCAAGGUUGCACACGAUGAACUUUAAACAAUUAGUUCGGGGUGUCGGGCUAUAUGCCUACAUCUAAUGAUAUAUGCCCAAUAAAAUGACAUAUGUAUGUUUAAAUAAAGUUUAAAAAAAAACUAUCAUAAUUAAUAUUGGUAGUUUAA